Molecule: messenger RNA, 5292 nt
Organism: Lactuca saligna
Lineage: Eukaryota; Viridiplantae; Streptophyta; Magnoliopsida; Asterales; Asteraceae
Source: the annotation of a GenBank genome assembly
AAAAAAAAAUUAAUAAACCUAUUAUAUUCUAUGUGAAUGGAGACUUUGGAAGUUUGUUGAAAAGUCAACAAAUGCCAUGUCUUAAAUGUUUAGUUGAAGGAGUGGGUGACAAUGGAAUAUUGGAAUAGAUGGAAUAGAGUUUUGUGUUGAAUUGUUACCAUUGACUUGAUGACUUAUGUGUGGAAAUUUUGAGCAUUGACUUGAUGACUUAUGUGUGGAAAUUUUGAGCGUUCAUACAUAUUCAUUUCAUCAUAUAUCAAAUGUUUACCAAGCAAAGCUAAGCAACCAAAUCUACCCGGAAGUUUAAUGUUGUGAGUGUCUACAAAGCCACCAUUUGCUACUAAAAUGGAAUGUUGGGCUUGUAGUAAGCGGAAAUCAUUGCAAUAUUCAUUGUUGAUGUUAAUGAUGAUACAUAUUCUAGUGGCUGGGCAUACACAAGGGGAUUGUGUAGAAGAGGAGAGAAAGGCACUACUGGAAAUCAAAGCCUCCCUUAUGAAGUCAUAUGAUUCUGAAAUUGACAAAUUUCUCCCUACCUGGGUUGAUUAUGGCAGUGGUACACCUGGUGAUGGUGGCAACAACUGUUGUGAUUGGGAGAGGAUCAACUGCAGCACAACAACAGGGCAUGUGACAGAACUCUCUUUGUACAAUUUAAGAGGGGCAAAAGAUGUUUACAUGGAUAAUGAGAGCAAGUUGUGGCCAUUGAAUGUUUCCUUGUUUCUUCAUUUUAAUGAGUUGACUAGUCUCAAUUUGUCAGAUAAUUUUCUUGAUAAAGAGUUUAUUAAGACAGGACUUGAAAGGUUGUCAAGUUUGAAGAAGUUGGAGGUACUAGACCUUAGUGGGAAUCGUGAUAUCGAUAACGACAUCCUUCCAUCAUUAAAGACACUCGCUUCACUCAAAGUCUUGGAUCUUAGCCACACUAGCUUGAAUGGAAACUUCCCUACCAAUGAAUUUGCUGCUUUAGAGAACUUGGAGAUGCUGGAUCUAAGCGACUGUGGCUUCAAUGGUACCUUUGAGAUUCCAGGUUCUGAGAGGGUUUCUGUAUUGAAGAAGUUGAAAACUUUAAAUGUUGCGGGCAACAAAUUUAACGAAAGCAUCAUAAGAUCUUUAAAUACCCUUUCAUUGCUCACAAGCUUGGAUCUUAGCCACAGUCUAAUGUCAGGACCAUUUCCAGCUCAAGAAUUUGCUGCUUUAGAGAACUUGGAGACGUUGGAUCUAAGCUAUUGUGGCUUCAGUGGUACCUUUGAGAUUCAAGGUUCUGAGAGGGAUGUCAUAUUGAGGAAGUUGAAAACUCUAAAUCUUGCUUACAACAGAUUUAAUGAAAGCGUUAUAACAUCACUAAGUAUCCUUUCAUCGCUUACAAACUUGGAUCUUAGCUACAAUCAAAUGUCGGGAUCAUUUCCAGCUCAAGAAUUAUCACAUCUCACUAACCUGGAGGAGCUGGAUUUAAGUGAAACAGAGCUCAACAGCGCACCAAAUAUCCAAGCUUGUAAGACUCUAUUGAAAUUGAAAAGGCUGAAGAGUAUAAAUCUAUCAGAUAACAAUUUCAACAAGAGCAUCAUAUCAUGCCUAAGUGCCCUCCCAUCCCUCAAGAUUCUUGAUCUUUCACAUUCUUUUUCAUGGGGAAGUUCCUUUCCUGUCCAAGAAAUCUUUACUUUGCCUGAUUUGGAAGUCCUCUUCUUGAGAGAUAAUGGUUUCAAUGGAACAAUACCAAUGGAAGCUUUUGCAUCUUUCCACCAUUUGGAGAUGUUAGAUUUGAGUGGCAACAGUUUUGUUGGGAUCAUCCCAUCAGCAAUACCAGCAUUAUCUUCCCUGAGAGCUGUCUCAUUCGCUUACAAUUAUCUUAAUGGAUCAUUAUCAGAUCAUGGGUUAUGCGAGUUGAAGAACCUCCAUGAGUUGGAACUUAGUGGCAACAUGCUCCAUGGAACUCUGCCUCAGUGUUUGAAAAAUCUAUCAUCUCUUAAGUUGUUGGAUAUUUCUUCAAACCAAUUCUCAGGGAUACUUAAGCCAUCCCUCAUUGCUAAUCUUACAUCUCUCGAAUAUAUUGAUUUUAGUCAUAACAAAUUUGAAGGUUCAUUCUCCUUCAGCUCCUUAUCCAAUCAUAUAAAGCUUGAGGUUGUUCGAUUCAGAAGCGACAAUGACAAGUUUGAGGUGGAAACAGAAGAGCCUAUAGGUUGGAUUCCAAUGUUUCAGUUGGAAAUUCUUGAGCUAUCUAAUUGUAAUAUGAAAAUGCCUAAAGGACAUGUCAUUCCUGGGUUUCUAGUUCACCAGCACAAGUUACGGCUACUAGACAUGUCACAGAACUCCUUGGAGGGACACUUCCCAAAUUGGUUGGUUAAAAACAACACGUAUCUGGAAGGUCUUGUUCUAAGGAACAACUUGUUUGUCGGUAUGCCUUUGUAUAGGAAUGCUAAUAUGCUGGAGUUGGAUAUGUCUGGGAAUGGAAUGAUAGGUACUCUUCCUGACGAUAUACCAAAGUUCUUUCCCAACAUGGGGCAUUUGAAUUUGUCCAUGAAUAGUUUAAGUGGUGUUAUCCCAUCCUCAGUCGGUGAAUUGAGUGAAUUAGUGAUGCUGGAUUUAUCAGACAAUGAGUUAUCAGGAGAAAUACCAAAGGGAUUCUUUACUAAAAAGUCUAGUUUGAUGAUCUUAAAACUAUCAAAGAACAAGUUGCACGGCCAGGUACUCUCAGGAAACUUAACCUGGGGCAGCCUCUAUUUGGUUUACUUAGAUAGCAACCAUUUCACAGGGAAAAUUGGAAAUAAGAGCAACAAGGAAACUCAUGAAUCUCUGAGCGUUCUGGAUAUUAGCAAUAACUUGUUUACAGGUAUCAUCCCUGAUUGGAUAAGCAACAUGAGUAGCUUGUCUGAAUUGGUGGUGAGAAAUAAUAGUUUCCAAGGCCCGUUUCCUUGUGGAGCAGCUCCAUUUUCAUUUCUUGAUAUCUCCCAUAAUUCUUUCUCCGGACCCAUCCCGUCCUGUUUGAAUUUGCAAGACAUGGAGCAUCUUCUUUUGGGUUCCAACAAAUUCAUUGGAUCAAUACCCAAAUCCUUUCGUAAUUUGACUCAGGUUUUGACUUUGGACAUUGGCGACAACUCCUUGUCAGGCAGGAUUCCUACAUUUCUUGGUGAACUAUCCACUUUAAGGAUUCUUCUUUUAAGAAAAAACAACUUGAGUGAUUCCAUCCCGAAGCAGUUGUGUCAAUUAAGUAAAGUGAGCUUGUUAGACUUAUCUGGUAACUCACUUUCUGGUUCCGUACCUAGCUGCCUUCACAAUAUUACUGGCCCAACCGACCUUGCUUUCUUCAAAUAUGUGAAGGUGAGGUAUAGGCUUGAUUCCUCUCCCCAUUAUGGGAGUAUUCUAUUGGGGAUGCAUCCUAUCUACCUCAACAGUGAAGUAUUGGAAACACAAGAUGAAAUUCAAUAUACAACAAAAAGGCUCUUUCUCAGCUACAAGGGUGGCAUCCUUGAUUACAUGACAGGGUUGGAUCUAUCUAGUAACAAACUUACAGGUGAAAUUCCACAAGAACUUGGGGGGUUGAGCCAGAUUCGCGCUUUAAACCUGUCUCACAAUCAGCUGACUGGACCCAUUCCAGCGAGCUUCUCAAAUCUUGCAAAUAUAGAAAGCUUGGACCUUUCUUCAAACAGUUUGACCGGAAAAGUUCCGUCAGAACUGAUUCAGAUCAAUUUUCUAUCUUUUUUCGAUGUGUCUCACAACAAUUUGUCGGGUAGACUCCCAGAAAUGAAAGGACAGUUUAGUACCUUUACAAAAGCGAGCUACCAAGGCAAUCCACUUCUUUGUGGACCACCACUAGACAAUAGAUGCAUAACUCAGUCACAGGCUUCUAAAGAAGAAAAACGCACUGAGAAAUGGUAUGAUAUCGAUAUGACGUGUUUCUAUGGAAGUUCUAGUUCAACAUGUGUUGUGUUCUUGUUGGGAUUUUUUGCGCUUCUUUACAUCAAUCCUUACUGGCGCAGAUGGUGGCUAAACUCGGUUGAAGAGUAAUUCUAUAGUCAGACGCUUGUUCCCUACUGCCGAUGCAUCGUCCAUCCUUCUCCAUUUAUCCGUUCGACAACUCGUUCUCCAUUUACCACAAAUCGGGCGCCAUGUGUAAGAUGGUGCUUCUUCAACCUUCUAAGAUGGCGUUUCACCUCCAUCCAAAAGUUGUAUGAGCAGUCCGUCUUCAUUCUCCCGCUUAUCAUUUGUAUUUGAGAACCAACGGCAACACCCAAAGUGCCGUUAUGUGCAUGCUACUCUUGAGAAAAAUACCGACAUUACCCAUCACAGGUCAUUAUUCUUUUUCUUAUGGUGCAAAAGCACAUUAUAUUCUUUUUCUUAUGGUGCAAAAGCACAUUAUAUGUUGGUUACAAAUGAAGGCAAGUUUCUAUAUUCAACAUUGAUAUCUAUGACGACAUUUCAAUCUACUUUUGCUAAAAUAUAGUUUUUUGAAAUUAUGUACAUCAGUUAUGUAUGUUGGCUUGUAGUUACAGUGAAAUCAUCAAGGAGCCCAACACCAUUUUUCUAAGAUAAUAUUUUCAUUUGAGUCUUCAAUGUUGGUCACACAAUAACCACAAGUUGGCUUACGGCUUAUGAGGUCAUUUGUUUAACUUCUUACCUUUAAUAAUAUUUUUGUUAUAAAAACGCUCCAAGUUUUCUAUUUUGUUAUAGUUCUAAAAUAACUGAUGACCUCUUUCAAAAACUAUCCUUAUCUCAUUGCUCUAUUUCUCUUUUUGUUAAUGAAGUUAAGAGUGAAGUUAGGGAAAUGGGGCUUCGCCUAUUAAUUCAUGGCCUUUUUCACAAUCUGCCCUUAUUUACUUUUUAAUUCUUUUUUUGCAUGAGAGUCAAGUGGGGGCACGUGGAGUGGUUGAAGCAUUACACUUAUGAAAUACUUGUCGAGAUUGAAAAAAAAAGACCGAGCCUACAAAGUUGGUGCUUGAGAAAUACUAUUGCCUACGGAGAACAAAGACUCAUGACCUUUACCUUUCCAACUACUUGGUGAAUGGAUAGGUACACCAUAGAUGUAAUGUACUACCAAACAAGCCUCUAUUCAAGCAACUCAAUUCAGGAUAGCAUAUUCUGAUUACUCUGUCUUUAAUUUUUAAUUGUUUGUAUGGAUAGGUUUUGGGAUGUCUGAUAACUUAGAAGCUUCUUUAAGUACAAACAUGUAAAAAAAAAAUGAAAGUAGUACUAGACCACAAUGUACUUGCACUUUUUCGGUAUUAGAAAAAUAUAUUUUGAUGACGAUUCAAAAAUUCCCAAAUCACCCUCCAUGGACCGUGCUUAGCACGGGCCUUAAAAUGC